CGCAAUCAGACCACACGCCUGCAGGAUGCACGGAGCCCUUUUCUUUCAUCAUAUCAGGCUGAGGCUAUUGAGAGGGGCAGCCUGAUUCAUAUAAUACUGCCAACUUGCCGCUCGGAAGGCUGGGAAAGCUGAAUCUAUUUCCUUCUUCUCUACAAUUGCCUUGCCUUGCUUUGACCUUCUCACUGUGUUGAACUGGACCUUGUUUGUUGAUCAAGAUGCGGCUGCAAUUGGGUUCGGCCUUUGCGGCCUGGCUCGCGCUCGGCGGCGAGGUUGUGGCCUCCAAAGAAGAGGCGAAAUCAAACGGAGUUAGAAACAUUGCAAUUAUUGGAGCUGGAGCUGCCGGGUCUUCGGCUGCGUACCACCUGCGACAAUAUGCAGAUGAAGCAGAUGUCAAAGUCAACAUCACCAUCUUUGAGAAAACGGGACGGAUUGGCGGCCGGACGCUGACCGUCAGUGCAUUUGAUGACCCGCUGCAGCCCAUUGAGCUUGGCGCUUCAAUUUUCGUGGCUGUUAAUUAUAUCAUGUAUAACGGUACUAAGAACUUCAACCUGUCCAUCGGCGCCAACUACCGCACGGCCAGUAGCCAGGACGAUAUCACUGCCAUUUGGGACGGCGACAGCUUCGUCUACGAGACCACGGAUGGCACGUCCUGGUGGUGGGAUGCGGGCAAGCUCUGGUGGCGGUACGGCAUGAGCCCGUACCGAGCUGUCAAUCUGGUCAAGGAAGUGGUUGGCAAGUUCCUCAAGUUGUAUGAGCCGCCAUAUUUCCCGUUUCGAUCGCUGACGGCCAGGGCGUACGAGCUGGAUCUGGUGAAGAUUACAGCUGUGACGGGGGAGCAAUUUCUCGCCCAGCAUAAGAUUGAUGAGUCGUUUUCGAGGCAUAUUAUUCAGGCGGCUACGAGGGUCAAUUAUGCCUCCAACCUGGCAUAUCUUCAUGGACUGGAAGCCAUGGUCUCGUUUGCUACAGAUGGCGCCAUGUCUGUGAAUGGUGGUAACUGGCGGAUUUUUGACCAAAUGGUCAAGACCAGCGGUGCUGCCAUUUACCAUGAUACCGCCGUCUCUUCCAUUGGCUUUGCCAAAGCCAAAACCUCAGCUUCAGCCCCCAGAUAUGAGAUUUCAACAAGAUCAGCCGAGGCCGAUCCAGAAGUUGUUGGUACAAUAUUCGAUGAUGUAAUCAUUGCCUCUCCUUGGCAGUUCAGCAACAUUGAAGCUGGCGAGGGCGUUAUCAAGCAUCAUAUUGAGGAAAUCCCCUACACCAAGCUCCACGUCACGCUAUUUGCCUCUCCAUUUAAACUACACCCAGACUUCUUCAAGCUCCCACCGGGAUCCAAGGCCCCAAGCAACGUCUACACGACUCUUGCCGAGGGUGAGGAGCCGAAAGAGGGCGCUGAAGGCGUUGGCAAGACAGGCUUCUACUCAGUCAGCACGCUCAGAACGGCAGUCAACCCAAAGACGAACAAGACCGAGUUUGUGUAUAAGAUAUUUUCGCCCAAGCCCGUGACCCCGCAGUUUCUGUCGGAUCUGCUUGGCGUUCAGGUGCCAGAGACGUUUACGGCUCCGACGGACGAGGACCGGGGCGGGGACAACCAGAACAGCGGUGUGGACCCGAUCUCGUGGUAUUACCCGCACUGGUUUUACUCCUACCCGAUUGAGCUUCCACGGGUGACAUUCCAGGAUCCUAUCCUGGGCAGCGGGCUCUACUACACAUCUGGCAUUGAGAGCUUCAUCUCAACAAUGGAGACGAGUGCCCUGAUGGGGAUGAAUGUGGCGAGGCUCAUUGUGGAUGAUGCAGCGGGCAUUUCUCGGGCCGCAGUUCCCGGCUCUGUGAGCGAGGAGGACUUGGGGAUGCACGAGGUCAAGGUAGACUUGGUUGUUGAGGAGCCCGGUGAGCUGUAGUUGGGGAGGGGGGAUUGGAGAGACUGAUUAGAGAGUUAGAGGGGAUAAAUGGUGGCUUUGGACGACUUUACAUCGGCUUGGAUGAGGUUGGGUUUUAUUGAGCAAGCGGCACAUUCCUUGAUAGUUUCUGCUAUUUGAUGGAGGAGGUUUGGAAUGAGAAUAAUUCACUCAUUGUUUCUAUGUUGUAACAACUGAUCCAUGGAUACAACAAAACUCAUGCAUUCCACCACACUUGUGCUCUAGUUAAGAGAUGGCGUAAUCACAUAAUGAUAUGCACCGUUCAAAUACAUCUAAAGCCGUCGAAUACCGGC
Messenger RNA from Trichoderma harzianum CBS 226.95, 2206 nucleotides. RefSeq lists its product as hypothetical. NCBI's taxonomy places the organism in Eukaryota, Fungi, Ascomycota, Sordariomycetes, Hypocreales, Hypocreaceae. Gene Ontology annotation, biological process: prenylcysteine catabolic process; prenylated protein catabolic process. Bases 216 to 1895 code for a protein of 559 amino acids. The transcript is spliced from 4 exons. The record is from RefSeq and is a predicted model, not a curated record. Gene Ontology annotation, molecular function: prenylcysteine oxidase activity.